AGAGAUCUCGCCUUUUGUGCAAAAACAAAGCCCACACGAGGUAGAAGGGAAGCUGUAGCGUUCUAAAUUACACCAUUGCGUUGCUCGCGCCCGGCUGCAGUCGCUGGAAACAACGAUCAUGCCAACCCUCGUGCCAGCCUCCCCCAGCAGCAUAGACGUGGACGACGACGACUCGGACGCGCCGCCGUCGCCGCCGCGGCGACGGCACCAGCUCGACCUGCAAUCGACCGGCGAGAUCGCGGCACCGACGACGCGGCGCGACGUCUGGGUGGUCGCCGCCACGACGGUCGGCAACGCGCUCGAGUGGUACGACUUCGCGCUCUUCGGCUUCCUCGCGCCGGAGCUCGCCACGAAGUUCUUCCCGCCAAAAAAGCAUUUGAACUCGGCGCUGCUCGAGACGUUCCUCGUGUUUGGGGCCGCGUUCCUGGUGCGCCCGGUCGGCGGCCUCGCGAUGGGUGCGUUCAGCGACCGGCACGGGCGGAAGCGGGCGCUCCAGCUAUCGGUAAUAGCGAUGAGCGGCGCGACGGCGUCCAUCGGGCUGCUGCCGACGUACGCGGUGGCCGGGUCGCUCGCGACGUGCCUGCUCGUGCUCUGCCGGCUCGUCCAGGGCCUGUCCGUGGCCGGCCAGCUCACGGGCGCGCUCGUGUACCUCGUCGAGUCGGCGCCGCCAGGCCACGAACACCUUUUUGGAAGUCUAGCCUUCGCGUCGGGCAACGCCGGCACGAUGCUCGGCGGCGUCGCCGUGGCCUUCGUGCAGACGCGCGCGGGCCAGGACGCCUUCGCCGGCCACGGCUGGCGCUAUCCCUUCCUGCUGUCCGCGUUUUUGGGGUGGGGCGGCUACUACGUCCAGAGCUACGCCGAGGAGUCGCCUGAGUACCUCGCCGUCGUGGAGGGGCCCCAACAGACGGAGGACGGACCGCGGCGGAGCCAGCUCGAGCUCCAGCGGACCGGCGAAAUUCCAGGAAGGGACGAGGCCGUCGACGCCGUCGAAGCCGUCAAGCGCUCGGGGCCGAAGGUCGCCGCGCUCGCGGCGGCCUGCAUCCUGUCGCCGGCAGCUUUCUACGCGUUUUUCGUAUUCGCGCCGGCGUUCUACCCGCUGCCGCAGGCGACGCUCCUCGCGACGCGGUGCCUCCUCCUGAGCGUGCUGGCGAUGCCGCUCGCGGGCGCGGCCAUCGACGCGCGGCGCGCGACGCACGGCGACGACGUCGCGGCCGAUACCGCGGCGGCGGCAGCGCUCGCCCUGGGCGUGGCGUCGCCGGCGAUCUUCGCGUGCCUCGCCUCGAAGAACGCGCACGCGGCCGCGCUGGGUUUGGCGGUGGCCGCCUUCGUGCACAGCGCGUUCAACGCGGCGCUGGCCGGCUGGCUCGUGCGGGCCUUCGACCCGCGGGCGCGGGGCGCGGUGCUCGGCCUCGCGUGGAACGUCGCGGCGGCGCUGGUCGGGGGCACGGCGCCGGCGUUUGCCGUUCUGUUAAUAGAGGUGACGGGCUCGGACGUCGCGCCGGGGUUUUACAUCUCGGUCCUCGCGAUGCUGGCCGUCGGCGGCAUCCGGGCGCUGCCGCGAGCGCCGCCUGUCACCAACGCGGUGGAGGCGAGGUAUACGGACGCCGCUGCGGCCGCGCCGCCUUCGUCGGUUGUCGUGUGAGUAACAAAACAUACAAGUCCUAUCCUGUCCUGUCCGACGACCGAAAUACGCCCUCUCGGAUGGCCUAGGGCGCGGCGCGGCUCCUCGCGCGGAUAGACAAAACAGGUUUUCACCCACAAAUUUGCCCAAGUGGGGCACCGCGCCCGGUCGUGGCGCCGUCAAUUCAGUGAUCGCCAGUACUAUUUCAUUGUCCUGACG
Molecule: messenger RNA, 1840 nt
Organism: Pelagomonas calceolata
Lineage: Eukaryota; Pelagophyceae; Pelagomonadales; Pelagomonadaceae
Source: the annotation of a GenBank genome assembly